UUCCGCUGCGUCGGGAUCAGAAGACGCAAAUGAAGUGAAACAAAUAAUCUGACAGAAGAAAAGUUCACGCUGGAGUUCUGAAACACCUCAGCGGUCCACAUGAAGUCCAAACUGAACAUGGAGAGUCUGACUAAACCAGAGCUGCUGAUGCUUUUCAGCAUCCUGGAGGGAGAGCUGGAGGCCCGGGACCUUGUCAUUGAAGCCUUAAAGGCUCAGCAUAAAGAAUUGUUUAUCCAGGAGCGUUAUGGAAAGUACAACCUCAGCGAUCCUUUCCAGGCUUUGCAGAGAGACAGCGAAGUUGUGGGUGGCCAGAACAAGGAACCUGGCUGUUCUUCUCUGACGUCCAACCCUCUGCUCGUUCUCAAACUGGUGGUGAGUCACUGCAGGAGGAUGCAAGAGAAGAUGCUGACCCAGCUGGCUGCAGCUGAGAACAGGCACAGAAGGGUCAUUGCAGACCUGGAGGAGGAAAAGAGGAGGCAUGCUGAGGACACGGCAGAAGGAGAUGAUGUCACUUACAUCCUGGAAAAGGAGAGGGAGCGUCUCCAACAGCAGCUGGAAUUUGAGAGGAGUCAGGUUCGCCGGCUGGAAAAAGAACAGCGGCGGGUUACAGAGCAGCUUGAGGAAGAACGAGCUCAGCACAAACAGCUCUCUAGCGCUUUAGCCAAAGAGUGCAAAUGGGCCAGUGCCAGGGCUCUGGAAGAGGGUCACCGGCUCACUGAGCUGAGCCGUAGACUAGAUAAGGAAAAAGAAGGCUGUCAGGUCCUGAGAAAAGAGCUGGAGGAUGAGAGAACAAGAGCUCUGAGGAUGGAGGCAAGGGUGGAGGGGCAGCUGGCUGAGUUUGACACCGAGCGCGAACAACUCCGCUCACGUCUGAAAAAGGAGGAAGCUCAUUGCUGUCAGCUGCAAGAACAGGUAGAAGAGCUGAAAAGAAAGCUGGAGGAGGUGUACAUGGCAAAAGAAAUAAAAGGAGCCAAUACAUCUCCAAUGGAAGCAACAGGAAAACAGUGGGCUACAAAAGUUUCCUCUGGAAACACAUUUGUGGACAACAUUGAGAUUGAAGACAUGGAGGAUGACACAGACCGCCCACCUGUUCUUCCAAAAGUUAAUGGUCACCAUUGUUCAGUAGAGACCAAUGGGCUUCAUAGUUCCAGCAACGCCCUCCCUGAGAAAGUGUGUCUCCAGAAUGGAAAUGAAAAUCCUCCUAUCACCUCCUGCAACGCUUCUUCUUCCACUCUUGUUUGUUCCUCACCCUGCACUUCGCCUGUUCUUGCUAAAGGCCCAUCAGGCAGCCCAAGUCCGGGAAACUAUCAGUCUCCGUACCAGGCCGGGAUCAACCAGCGUUUUCACGCUGCGCGUCACAAGUUCCAGGGUACCGUUGACCCAGAGCCGCAGUCCCAGGGUGUCCAACCUGCUCUCCCACUCUCACCAAAGGACCCUUCUUCUGUGACCAGCAGCUCCUCCACAGAAGCCAGCCCAGUCAAGCAGAUGGCCCGAAGCACCGUCACCCAAGUCCUGUCUCGUUUCACCACCGUCCAGCAGAGUGCAGCCACAAAGCUCUCCAUGUCAAAUAACUCGCCCUUCGGUACAGACUACCGCAGCCUGGCAGCACCUUUAUCUCCAGUCAUCGGAAGGGCUGCAGUUGCAGUUUCCCAAGGGAUCCGAUCACCCUCCAUCUCCAGGGCAGAAAGGGGCAACCCUCCACCCAUCCCUCCAAAGAAGUCCGGUCUGUCACCAGCAGCAGUUCCCAAAUCUGCCGACCAUUUCUCUGACAGCCACCUCUCAGGCAGCUGUGGCCUCGUCUCUGCCCAGGAGGGUGUAAAAGAACUGGACAUGGUGGUUUCAUCCAAUUAACUGAUCAUAUGAUUGUCAAUAAAUCUGCCAGCUGCUGUUCUGCUUGUGGCAUCACGGUGUAAUCCAAGGUUCAUGAUUUAUGAAUGAAGUUUGUUCCUGAAUGUGACAGGAUUUAUACCAGUAAUUGAACAGAGAUCCCUUAAACACUGUUAUAAUAUUUAAUAGAUUUUCUAAAGCAUGAGCAGAGGCACAGGUUUGGGUAGUGGUUAAAUGGAUGGUAGUUAUGAGAUUUAAAAAGGUGCCAGUGUUGUAUCAUGGGCACGUUGUUCUGUUACAGUUUAUUCUUUUCAAGGUGUCAUAUUUGAAGACACUGUAAAAAGAAAAUACAGCUCGUGAACUGAUGAGGUAUCAUUCAGUUAAAGUAUAAGUACUUUAUCCUGAGCAUGUUGCUUGUUUUUGUAAGAAACUAUCAUUAGGGGAUCAUUCUUGGACCAGGCUGUGCUGUAUCUCUUCAGUGUACAUUCAGUUUAUGUUUUUUUUGUAAAACUAUGUAUUUUUUUUUAUAGAUGUCUGUUAAUCAUUGAUGUAUGAUUGUUGUACAUACCAGAUAAUCUGAUCAGUAUUUUACUGGCAGAUCAAGUAAUAUGUGUUUAUUUUAAAGUUGCAGUGAUGAUAAUCAAUAAGACUCAGUCACCGUUAUCUUCAAGAUGUUUAAGAUAAAUUUCACACCUUUGUCAUUGUAAAAGAAAAUGUGGAAAAACAUCUGUUUAAAAGUCAGUAAUUCAUUUGAUUACUAUCACAACUCAGCUGCCAUGUUGGUGAUUUCUGCCUUUAUCAGAUCCCAUAAAGUACUUUGUAGACUCAAAGGUAACAUUGAAUAAAUUUACCAGAAAAC
Messenger RNA from Melanotaenia boesemani (Boeseman's rainbowfish), 2686 nucleotides. It is a transcript of the gene cttnbp2nla, whose product is annotated as CTTNBP2 N-terminal like a. Lineage: Eukaryota; Metazoa; Chordata; Actinopteri; Atheriniformes; Melanotaeniidae. The transcript has 7 exons. The record is from RefSeq and is a predicted model, not a curated record. Bases 100 to 1851 code for a protein of 583 amino acids.